CUCUGUUCUCUUCAUUCCUCUCCUUUAUUCUCCUCUUCUCUUUUCUGCUCUCCUGGCCUCGUCAUGGAUACAUACGUGGGGUUGCUCCUCUGUAUUGUUCUUCACACAGUGGCUGGCCAGGCGCCGUCGCUUUCCAUCGCACCGCGGGGAGCCGGUGUGCGAUUGGGCGAGACCGCCACGUUCCGUUGCCGUGUGGUGAGCGGGACGCAGCCCGUCAAGCUGGAAUGGAAGAAAACCAACAACCAGGGGCUCGGAGAAAAUGUGAAGGCUAGUGCCGACGGGACAACGUUGACCAUCACUAAUGCGCAGGCCGGCAACCAGGGCUCCUACAGAUGCAUUGGAACCAACAACCAGGGCAAAGGAACCAUCACCGCAACACUCAACAUCAAACAGUCUCCUAAGGUGCGCGUGACUCCAGCGGGUCCUCUGGAUCUCAGAGUAGGACAGCCGCUGUCGCUCGAAUGCCACGCCACAGGUAAACCCCGUCCCUCCAUCACGUGGUACAAACAGGACGCCACCCACGAGAACGCAUUGGUUUCCUCGGCAACCACCGAGACCACUGCCCACUAUCAGGUGACAGCAGUGAAGGCUCAGGACUCGGCCACCUACAUCUGCAGGGCCAAGAACAAGGAGGGCACCACUGAGAUGAAGGUGCAGGUGCGGGUGGCCACCACCGGGGGCGCCGGAGGGUCUCUGCCCAAGCCCAUCGUGUCUGUGGAGGAGAUCACCGCCGUGCAGGGGCAGAGCGUGUCUGUGCACUGUCAGGCUACAGGUUCUCCUACUCCAGUCGUCACCUGGUCCAAGCUUAGGGCACCGUUGCCAUGGCAGCACAAGGUAGAGGGGGGCACCCUGACUCUCACCAACAUCGGCCGACAAGACUCAGGCCAGUAUAUCUGUACCGCCACUAACUCAGCCGGGGAGGUUGAGGCCUACACACAACUGGAGGUGGAGGCUCCCCCCUAUGCCACCACCUUACCUGACCAGGUGUCUGCCCGCGCCGGCGACAUGCUCCGCCUCCAGUGCCUGGCCCACGGCUCUCAUCCAAUCACGUUGCAGUGGAGCAGGGUGGGCGGGUCCCCGCUGCCGGCCUCGGCCAAGGUGAACCACGACGGGCAGCUGGUGAUUGGCCGGCUGGGCGCGAGUGACGGCGGCGUCUACCAAUGCACGGCCACCAACCACGUGGGCUCGCACGAGGCCCAGGCCACGGUGACCGUCAGAGGUUAAAUGUGAAGCAUUUGACAUGCUUUACUACGGCUCCUGACAUGCAUGCACACACGCCACAGACACACACAUGCAAACACACACACAUACACACACACACACACACAUACACACACACACACACACACACGCACACACACACACACACACACACACACACACACACACACACACACACACACACACACACACACACACACACACACACACAAUUACAAGCACUUCUAUUUUGCCAUGCUUUCUGCAAGUCUUCAGAACCUGUAUUAUGCUACUACGCUCAAUUGGAAUUCAAGGAUAGAAAGAUAUUCCAGAAAAAAAGAGAAGAAUAUUCCAGAAUCCAUACCAUACUAUGUUGAAUGGAAAAAUCAAGAACAAAGGAAGAUUCUAGAACUUGUCAUGCUUCAGUCCCUCUGUCUCUGUCUAUGUAAUCCACAGAGGGAUUAAAAAAUAAUAAAACUUUAAAAUAGG
This is a messenger RNA of Engraulis encrasicolus (European anchovy), 1689 nucleotides long. Its product is annotated as basement membrane-specific heparan sulfate proteoglycan core protein-like. Lineage: Eukaryota; Metazoa; Chordata; Actinopteri; Clupeiformes; Engraulidae. The transcript has 10 exons. Gene Ontology annotation, cellular component: neuronal cell body; plasma membrane; axon. The record is from RefSeq and is a predicted model, not a curated record. Gene Ontology annotation, molecular function: axon guidance receptor activity. Gene Ontology annotation, biological process: homophilic cell-cell adhesion; synapse organization. The coding region runs from base 64 to 1224 and encodes 386 amino acids.